This is a messenger RNA of Tilletiaria anomala UBC 951, 1230 nucleotides long. RefSeq lists its product as uncharacterized. NCBI's taxonomy places the organism in Eukaryota, Fungi, Basidiomycota, Exobasidiomycetes, Georgefischeriales, Tilletiariaceae. Bases 1 to 1230 code for a protein of 409 amino acids. The transcript is spliced from 2 exons. Gene Ontology annotation, cellular component: growing cell tip; plasma membrane; cell division site. The record is from RefSeq and is a predicted model, not a curated record.
AUGGCACGCGCACCGCUCACGGCCGUCUUCCUCGCGUUUACGCUGCUGCUCGCUAGCAUGGUCCUCCAGGUGCUCGAGUCACUCAGCCUGCCCUACAUCAAGGCCAUCCACUUUCUUCGCAUAGACUCGGCCGCCGGACAGACGAUCACUUUUGGCAUCUGGGCCAACUGCGGGCGUAUCGCGCCACAGGCCGGCUUUGCCUGCACGUCGACCUCGCUCGGGUACACGCAGUCGUCGUUCCGCACGCUGGUGCGCAACGUCUUCCCCGCCAGCUUGCCGUACGCACUGAUCGCGCAACCCAUCGCCGCAGGGCUCGCGGGGCUCGCGACGCUUGCUGCCUUUCUCAACCUCUGCAGCUUCUCCCUCCUCUGGUCCCUGCUCGGCCUCCUCGCCGCGGUCGCUGCGGCCGCAGCACUCGCCAUUGAUCUCGCCCUUUUCGUGCCCGCGCGCAGCAAGUUUGCAUCGGGUGCUUUCAACGUUGCCGACGCCGACGCCGUCUUCGGCGGCAACGAUGCCGCAGACUUCAGCCGCAUCGACCUCGCUGUCUUUGGUCCUGCACUCUGGUUGCAGGUUGCCGCGCUCGCUGCUGCGCUCCUCGGCGUAGCGCUUCUCAUCGCCGCCCGGAGCAUAUAUCGCACGCACGCACGCCGCGACAAGGAUGUCAGCUUCGACUUUGAGCCCACCCCCCUCGGCAGCGGCGCGAUGAACCGCGUGUCGUACUUUGGCGACGACAGCAACAACAGCAACAACAAUAACAACAACCGCGCGUCAAAGCGAUACACGUACAACGCCGCGGACCAAAGCGAUGGCAGGUACACCCACCCGGGGGGCGCCUAUUACGAUGAGGACGGCUACUACGUUCCCGAUGGCGGCCAGGCGUAUGACUCCGACGCUGCGCUCUCCGCCGCCGCCGGCGACCCACACGCCAACUUGCACUCGAACGCACAGCUCCAUCCGCACCACUACGGCCAGCAGCAACAGCCAGGGCAUUAUCAGCAGCAGCAGGAGCAUUAUCAACAACAGCAGGAGCACUAUCAGCAACAGCAGCAGCACUAUCAGCAGCAGCAGCAACAAUAUCAGCAGCAGCCGCAGGACCAGUACGCGUAUCUGCAGCAGCAGCACGAACACGCCAGCGCAUCUGGGCAUUCACAUCCUCACCCUGGCGGAGGCGCUAGCGCAGGGGGAGGCAUAAUCACACCCGGCCCCGCUGCCAGCGUGCGGCGGCGGUGA